Molecule: messenger RNA, 1329 nt
Organism: Chironomus riparius
Lineage: Eukaryota; Metazoa; Arthropoda; Insecta; Diptera; Chironomidae
Source: the annotation of a GenBank genome assembly
UCAAUGAAUGUGAAUUAUUGAUGACCCAAAGUUGAAUAAAUAAAAUUUUAAGCAUUUUACUUUCUCAUUAAUACUGUCUUGUGAUAGUCCACAUUUUUAAGUGCUCAUUCAGAAUGUUAGUUUUAGCUAAAAUCUACAAAAGCUUGUCGUAUGCUUACAGCCUUCGAGAUAAAGUGUACGAUGAUUACUAUCUACUUAAGGAUCCACCUAUUCCAGUUAUGAUAAUUGUAUUUUCAUACAUUAUUCUGUUGAAAUAUGGACCAUCAUUUAUGAAUGAUCGAGCGGCAUACAACGUGAAAUUUCCAAUGCUGAUUUACAAUAUUUUUCAAGUCACUGCAAACUGCAUUGGAGCUUCUUAUUGCUUCUAUUAUUGCUUUAUAAGGACUAAGUACGAUAUCAUGUGUGAACCUUACAUCAGAGGUGUUGAUGAAAUCAGCAUUGCGAAGAGAAACUUAGGAUAUAUUUACUUUAUGUCGAAGUUUUGGGAUUUGAUUGACACAGUUUUCAUCAUCCUGAAGAAAAAUCACCGACAAUUAUCCUUACUGCACUGUUAUCAUCACCUAAUGAUGGCUACUGGUGGUUAUUUCAUCAUGAAAUGGUUUUCUGGCGGUCCUUUUGUCAUUCUCGGUUUCCUUAACUCCUCCGUACAUGCAAUCAUGUAUUUCUAUUAUCUUCUCAGCACCUUCAGAUCGGAUGUGAGAACAUCAAUAAAGUGGAAGAAGCACAUAACACAGUUGCAGAUGCUCCAAUUCAUUAUCGUUAUCAUCAGCUUCCUAAUUCCAAUCUUUUCUAAAGACUGUGAAUUUUCCAAAGCCAUGUCGCUGUUUAUGGCAUCACAAACCUCACUGAUCCUGUACCUUUUCGCGCGAUUUUAUGUUAAAGCAUAUUUAUCAAGCAAUAAAUCAACAAAAAGUUCAUAAACUUAAUUAAUUAAUAAAUAUUCAAUAACAGUUAAUUAUCUAAAUAGAAAUUUAUGUUAUUAAAAAUCAUUUUCAUGUUGAUUAUUUAUGAUUCGCAAGCUAACGUGCUUAUUAUAUGCACGCAUUUAACAUUUCUUUGAAUUGAACUUGUAAUAAUUAUUAUUGUGCCUCAACUGCGAUCAUCGUUAUUCAUUUUUUUCUUAAAAAUAUAUCUCUUGUAUUAUCAUCGUAUUAUAUAUUAUGGAUAUGAAUAUAAUAUGGAAGAGGAGUUAAGGAUGGUAUGGAAGUAGAAUGAUAAAUAUUCAAACAGCGUAUAUGACAUAUGUACCGAAAGGAGGAAUAAAACAAUCUGUCUGUGUGUGAAUCGCAUAAAAGAUCAAUGUGAAAAUGAGAAAUAAAGUGAUUUAAU